Messenger RNA from Habropoda laboriosa, 1703 nucleotides. Its product is annotated as protein BTG2-like. Gene Ontology annotation, cellular component: cytoplasm; nucleus. The transcript has a single exon. Gene Ontology annotation, biological process: negative regulation of mitotic cell cycle; negative regulation of cell population proliferation. The record is from RefSeq and is a predicted model, not a curated record. Lineage: Eukaryota; Metazoa; Arthropoda; Insecta; Hymenoptera; Apidae. Bases 690 to 1229 code for a protein of 179 amino acids.
UGGGUGCGGUUGUGUCGUGAAUUAGAGAAAAGUGCAUCGAUUUAAGCUUUACGAGAAAGUUUUUCCAUGGUUAUAAAGUGUACGAAGUGAAACAGCGUGGGAGAGAAAAAGGCUACCGUUGUUGCGAUCGCUCGAGUUUUUAUAUCUUGUCGUCUUGUCGAUUCUCACUGGCAUCCCAGGGAUCCGAGAAACGAUUUGGAACGCGUAUACAACAAAAAAAUCAGUUACGAUCGUGACAUUUCUGACUUGCAAAGGAUUAAUUUUGCUGCUUUAACUAGCCCGUCCUGAGUAAUUGAAAAAAAUCCCAACGAAAGAGCGCCUACUGCAGAGGCUUUCUUGCAUUGAAAGGGUUGUGCGAGCUAAAUUUGUUAUCAACAUUCGUGAAAAAAUUUUCACAGAACGCUGGGAAUUUUUUUCCGCGCUGGAGCGUCGACGAACGAAUAUUAAGCGCGAUCGUGCAACGUGGCCGCGACGCCAUUUUGUGAAGACUCGUGUGCGCGUCCCGCGAGCAGUAACGGCCUCCUUUGUACUGUGACCUCCGGAAUCACGGAAGGAACAGUGUUUUCUUACGAUCCUGUCGUCCCGUUGCUACAUCUGGAAGAGAAAAAGAGGAGGAAAAGGACUGGUGCAACAUCGACGACGAAAUUUUAUCAUAAAUUAUUCGUCCUGGGUCGCAUCGCAUAGCAACCAUGAGACUGGAAAUUGUGUUCGCGGCGGAUUUUUUGGUGCACCUACUGCGUCUUCAGACGGGCCAGCUGUCUGAACGUCAGCUGGAAAUGUUCAAGGCCUCCUUAACGGAGGUUCUACAUCGUCGAUACAGAAAUCACUGGUUUCCGGAUCGUCCAAAUCGUGGUUCCGGUUACCGUUGCAUACGUAUCAACGGUAAAAUGGACCCGGUAAUAGUACAAGCGGGCGCGAACGUCGGUUUGCUGCCUACAGUAUUGCACAGCUUGUUUCCAAGCGAGCUCACCAUGUGGAUCGACCCGUCAGAAGUAUCGUACAGAAUUGGUGAAAACGGAUCUAUUUGUGUUCUGUACGAACGUACCGAGCCUGAACCAGAGGACUCUCAACAACAUCAGCAUCAACACCAACAUCAACGUCAACACCAACACCAGCAUCAACACCAUCCACAACAACAACAGCAACAACAAUUCGAAACUUGCAAGGACUCUUUAUUAUUGGAGCACUCGCAGUUUAGCGAGCAGAUCGCUGCGUUCGUUUCCAGUUGAAGCGUUUUUCGGCACGAAUUCAUCGAUGCGACGAUGUCUCGCUUCAUUUUCAUUGGACGUGCAUCACGCUCUCGGACUGAUCAAAGCAUACGCGUUUCGUGACAUGUGAUCGCUCUCCUCUGGUCGGGUGAAUAUGUAAUUCGUACACACAAACGCGCAAUUCUACUUCAUUCAUCGUUGAGUUUGACAAAGAUUACAUGUAACGAGCUUCUUCGUGCACCUCGUUACGAAAUGGACAGCAAAAAAAAAAAGAAACAAAGAAAAGAAAUAAGUGUACAAAAAGUGAAUAAUCGUUUUUCGGCUAAAUCUGGUUCUCCCCGAAGAAAAAUUCGUCCAAUAUUGUGUCGUCCGACGAAUCAUAAUGAUUGCAAUCACGACUGACUCUAGUCCAACCAUAUGUGCGAGUCAUUCUGGAUUUUCGCCGACUGUACGAAAGAAAAAAGGAUACUCUUAAGCGGGAAGUAUCAUCAUCAU